CCGCCCCCUUCUCGCCGGCCCGCCCCCUCUCCUCCCUCCGCCCGCCCAUUUUCCAUCUGUCGCAAGAGACACGGCGGCGCUUGACGGCCAGCGUCGUUUGACGGCUGGAGGCAACCGAGAAGAAGGAGGAAGCAGCGGUGGCAGCUGCCGCGGCGGCUGCAGCAGGGGCCGGGGUGGGCGCCGCGGUCCAGGCCGAGGAGUGAGGCGCGGGCGGCCGGGCCGGUGGGCUGGGCGGCGGGCCCGGCGGCCGCCCCCGCGCCCUUGCCCGCGCCUGGCGGCCCGAUGUGGCUGCAGCAGCGGCUCAAGGGGCUGCCGGGACUGCUGUCGAGCAGCUGGGCCCGCCGCCUCCUCUGCCUGCUCGGCCUCCUGCUGCUGCUUCUGUGGUUUGGGGGAUCGGGGGCGCGGCGGGCGGCGGGCGGCCUGCAUCUGCUGCCCUGGUCCCGCGGCGAGCCGGGCGCCGCCGAGCCGUCUGCCUGUCUGGAGGCGGCCACCCGCGCCUGGAGCGGCCUGCGGGAGCGCGGCGAGGCGGUACCUCUGGGCUCUGGAGUGCCGGCCCUGGUGGCCAACGGCUUCCUGGCUCUGGACGUGGCUGCCAACCGACUGUGGGUGACCCCUGGGGAUCGGGAGCCCGCCGUGGCGCCGGACUUUGUGCCCUUCGUGCAGCUGCGCCCGCUGAGCGCGCUGGCCGAAGCUGGAGAGGCGGUACUGCUGCUACGGGAGGGGCUGCUGCGCCGCGUGCGUUGCCUGCAGCUCGGGUCCCCAGGUCCCGGCCCCGUGGUCGCUGGCCCCGGGCCCGCCUCCGCCUCCGGCCUUGCGGCGGGGUCCUGCCGCGACUGCGUGCUGCUGCAAGAGGACUUUCUGGCGCAUCGGGGCCGACCCCACGUCUAUUUGCAGCGCAUCCAGCUCAACAACCCCACGGAGCGCGUGGCCGCGCUGCAGACUGUGGGGCCUACUGCUGGCCCAGCCCCCAAGGCCUUCACCAGUACCUUGGAGAAGGUCGGAGACCAUCAGUUCCUUCUCUACUCAGGCCGGUCCCCGCCUACGCCCACUGGGUUGGUGCACCUGGUGGUGGUGGCCGCCAAGAAGCUAGUGAACCGCCUCCAAGUGGCUCCCAAGACGCAGCUAGAUGAGACGGUGCUGUGGGUGGUGCACGUCUCCGGCCCCAUUAACCCCCAGGUGCUCAAAAGCAAAGCAGCCAAGGAGCUCAAGGCGCUGCAGGACUUGGCACGGAAGGAAAUGCUGGAGCUUUUGGAGAUGCCGGCGGCGGAGCCGCUUCAAGACCACCAGCUCCUCUGGGCUCAGCUCUUCAGCCCAGGAGUGGAAAUGAAGAAGAUCACUGAUACCCACACGCCGUCUGGCCUGACCGUGAACCUGACGCUUUACUACAUGCUCUCCUGCUCUCCAGCCCCGCUGCUCAGCCCCUCCCUGAGCCACAGGGAGCGAGACCAGAUGGAGUCGACGCUCAACUAUGAAGAUCACUGCUUCAGCGGCCAUGCCACCAUGCACGCCGAGAACCUGUGGCCAGGGCAGCUGUCCUCCGUCCAGCAGAUCCUGCAGCUCUCUGACCUGUGGAGGCUGACCCUCCAGAAGCGAGGCUGCAAGGGUCUGGUGAAGGUGGGCGCCCCAGGCAUCCUGCAGGGCAUGGUGCUCAGCUUCGGGGGGCUGCAGUUCACGGAGAACCACCUCCAAUUCCAGGCUGACCCUGACGUGCUGCACAAUAGCUAUGCAUUGCACGGCAUCCGCUACAAGAAUGACCACAUCAACCUGGCCGUGCUGGCGGACGCCGGGGGCAAGCCCUACCUUCACGUGUCUGUGGAGUCCCGCGGCCAGCCUGUCAAGAUCUACGCCUGUGAGGCGGGCUGCCUGGAUGACCCGGUGGAGCUGACCUCUGCGCCUUCGGGCCACACCUUCUCGGUCAUGGUGACACAGCCCAUCACACCGCUGCUGUACAUCUCCACCGACCUCACACACCUGCAGGACCUGCGGCACACGCUGCACCUCAAGGCCAUCCUGGCCCACGAUGAGCACAUGGCCCAGCAGGACCCCGGGCUGCCCUUCCUCUUCUGGUUCAGCGUGGCCUCCCUCAUCACCCUCUUCCACCUCUUCCUCUUCAAGCUCAUCUACAACGAGUACUGUGGGCCUGGAGCCAAGCCCUUCUUCAGGAGUAAGGUAGGAAGCCGCCGUCUGGUUGAAACCCGAGGCCUCGGCCUUGCUCUCAGCCCUAUGUCUCGGGAGGGGCUGGCCUGGCGAGGGGGGGUGAGGCCUGGGCAGGAAUGGGUGUCCUGAUGCCCUCAGCCCUUGACACCAGAGAGAAAGAGAGUGCAAGUGUUUUGAGAGGAGACGACAAGGAAGGGAAAGCUGUGGAAAUCCAGGUGUGAACUGAUGGUCCUCUGACUUCCCAGGGCAUCUCUCCCCUUCUCCUCCCCUGUCAUAAUCUCAGCGUUUAAAAAAUAACUACAAGCUAGGUGUGGUGGCUCAUGCCUGUAGUCCCAGCUACUUGGGAGGCUGAGACAGGAGGAUCCCUUGAGCCCAGGAGUUUGAGGCUGCAGUGAACUAUGAUUGCACUGCUACACCCUAGUUUGGGCAGCAGAGCAAGACCCUGUCUCAAAACAGAAAAAAAAAAAAAGAAAAAAAAAUUAGAGGCAGGGCCUGGUGGCUCAUGCCAGUAAUCUCAGCACUUUGGGAGGCCAAGGUGGGAGGAUCUUUUGAGCCCAGGAGUUUGAGACCAGCCUGGGCAGGAUAACAAGGGGCCUUGUCUCUACAAAAAAAAUUUAAAAAUUAGCCAGGUAUGGUGGUGCACACUUGUAGUCCUAGUUACUCAGGAGGCUGAGGUAGGAGGAUCACUUGAGCCCACAAAUCUGAGGCUGCAGUGAGCUGUGAUUACACCAUUGAACUCCAUCUCAGGUGACAGAGGAAGACCCUGUCUAAAAAAUAAUAAUAAUGAAGCUGGCCGCACAGAUUAAAUACUUUGGGAGGCUGAGGUGGAUAGAGCACCUGAGGUCAGGAGUUCAAGACCAGCUUGGCCACUGUGUAUUUUUAGUACAUGGUGAAACCCCAUCUGUACUAAAGAUACAAAAAUUAGCCGAGCUUGGUGGUGCACACCUGUAAUUCCAGUUACUCAGCAGGCUGAGGCAGGAGAAUUGCUUGAACCCAGGAGGCAGAGGUUGCAGUGAGCCGAGAUCAUGCUAGUGUACUCCAGCCUUGGUGACAGAGUGAGACUCUGUCUCAAAAAACAAAUAAAAUGCUAUGAUAAUAAAAAUGACUGCACUGAGCCCCUAGGUUGACUUGAGGCCUCUGUCUAAACUGCUGGCGAGAACCCAGCUUCCCCCCAGUGCCUGUUCAUGGCGUGCAGAGGUCAGUCCCUCGCUCUGGGCCUUGGGCUGGAGUGGCCAUCUUGUUAGCACAGGACACAGGACAGAAGCAUUCCCCUCCAGUUUCCUGAGACAUCUUCGCUCCUGGAAGCUGCGAUUUUGGCCAUCAUUGCUGCAUCUUGGGAUCAGCAUUCCUGUUGCAGGGUGAGGCUGCCUACUGUGCCCUGCCACCUGGCCUUCUGUGCUUUCUCUGGAGAAAGACCAGCAGGGAUUCUAGGGGGAGGCCUUUGCUAGCAGUUGUAGAAGAUGAUGUUUCCCAAAGAGCUGAGCUCUCUCCCCUUCCCUUCUCUUCUCUCCUCCCUCAUCCCCCUGCCCUCUCCCCGCUCCUCUUUCUCCCUUCCCCUCCCUUCUCUUCUUCUCUCUUCUCAUCUUCUCUUGUUAAACUGUAGUGACAGUAGAGAGGUAUAUUAGGCUCUGCAUCUGUGCUCCCAAGUAGUCAAAGAGCUCAGAUUCCACCCUGGAGAAAUGGGAAGUGCCCCAUCACAUCCACAGGGAUGCCUUCGGCUUCUAGUUUCUGGCCCAAGACCAGGACUUGGAAAAGGAAGCAGAACUUGACCCGAAAGAGCAGAAGAGUGGGAGACAGGUCUGAGUUCCUCAAGUUUGAAGAACAUAUCAAAAGUCAGAUCAAAAAGGACCAUGCAGAGGCCUUCCUUGGGAGCUACCUCUGAACUAGCUGCACUAGGACAGGCGCCAAAUGUGCAUCGCGUAGGUUUUGCCGUCUGUUUGGCAGGCGGCUGCUUUUCCCUGCUGCUUGGUGGCUUCUCUGCCCUCGCUCUUGAGCACACCUUCGGUUCCCCCCACAGUUGGGGAGAUGAGCCAGACAACCUUCAUGGGGUACUGACCAGUCUCUCCUCGAUGCAGGCUCAAGCUGGGCCAUGCCAGAGCAGAGCCAGUGAACACUCCAUGCCAGCUCCAGAAGGGCCCAGGCCACUGAGUGUGUGGUACUUCUGCCCAGCUGGGUCAGAGCCAGGGUGUGAUGCCACUGGGGUUGUCUCCAUAGCCUAUUUCUGUAGCUGGCCACAGGGGUUGGCAGUGAACAAUAAUCACACUUGUUUUGUGAAUU
Callithrix jacchus (white-tufted-ear marmoset) is the source of this 4434-nucleotide messenger RNA. Its product is annotated as KIAA2013 ortholog. The record is from RefSeq and is a predicted model, not a curated record. Lineage: Eukaryota; Metazoa; Chordata; Mammalia; Primates; Cebidae.